This is a messenger RNA of Lotus japonicus, 1752 nucleotides long. RefSeq names its product stemmadenine O-acetyltransferase-like. NCBI's taxonomy places the organism in Eukaryota, Viridiplantae, Streptophyta, Magnoliopsida, Fabales, Fabaceae. The record is from RefSeq and is a predicted model, not a curated record. Bases 124 to 1467 code for a protein of 447 amino acids. The transcript has a single exon.
UAUAUGUUUCUAGUACAACUUAAUGCUAAUUGAUGAUUUGCCCCAUUCCAAAGUUUACUAAAUACCCCUCACAAAACUAAUCAAACACAUGAAAACAAACGAGUUACAUAUGUUAUAGAAGGUAUGGAAAUCACAAUCAAGACAAUAGAAACAAUCAAACCACUCUUGCCCACACCAGAUGAACACAAAUCCUACCAACUCUGCCUCUUUGAUCAGCUUCAAGCUGUAACCUAUUUGCCAAUAGUUUUAUUUUACCCCAGCACUGAGGGCUUCCCAGAACCUUCCUUUAUCAGUGCUCAAUUGAAAAAGUCACUGUCUGAGACACUAGCCAUCUUCUACCCUGUAGCAGGGAGAAGAAAAGACCACUCUUUCAUCACUUGCAAUGAUGAAGGUGCUCUUUACUUGGAAGCCAAUGUGAACCAUAGCAUGGUUGAGUUCCUCACACCACCUAAAAUAGAACAUCUCAACAAACUGCUUCCUUGUGAGCCUAAUAAACUGCACCAAGAUGGAGAAUCUUUACCCCAAGUACUUGUGCAAGUUAACACAUUCACCUGUGGUGGAAUAGCUAUAGGCACAUGCAAUCUCCACAUCCUCCUUGAUGGUUGCUCUGGCAGCCUCUUUCAAGCGACUUGGGCCGCCAUCUGCCGUGGCUCUAGAGAGGGAAUGCCACCACCUGAUUUCUGUUCUGCUUCCUCUUUCUUCCCACCAGUGAAUCAUUUGAGUUUGCCUCAUCAUAUUGCUCAGAGUAAUGAGGACUCUGACAUACAAAAAAAGUGCACCACAAGAAGAUUUGUGUUUGAUGCAGAAUCAAUCAACACUCUAAGAUCUGAAGCAAAAGAUGAUGGUGAUGAUGAAAGCUCAAAAUCCCCUACAAGGUAUGAAGCACUAGCUGCUUUUAUUUGGAAACACAUGACUCUGGCUUGCAAGGUGGAAUCUGGUGAUGUCACAAGACCAGCAUUGGCUAUUCAUAUAGUGGACAUGAGGAGGAGGAUGGGUGAGCCUUUCUCUAGAUACACCAUUGGCAACAUUUUGUGGCCAGUGAUGGUGUUUUCUGAAACCAUUCAUGCAGAAACUAAUAUCAAACACUUGGUGGACAUUGCAAGAGAGAAAUUUGGGAAGCUCACAAGGGAAUUAUUCUUAAGAGUGAAAAAUGAUCCAAGCAUACUUGGCAGCAAUGAGUGUGUGGAUCUGCCUCAAGGUAUUGAAACAAGAAAUCCAAUUCCAUUUGUGUUGACAAGUUGGUGUGGUUUGAAUUUGGCUGAGCUGGAUUUUGGUUGGGGGAAGCCAUUGUGGGUUGGUGUUAGAGGAGGUGAUCAAGAAACUCUCCCCAAUGUGGCUGUUAUUAUGGAAACAGAUGAAGGCAUGGAAGCUUGGUUGACUAUGGAAAUUCAGCAUAUAGCUAUGUUGGAAAAAGAUGUGGAGUUUCUCAAAUUUGCUUUGCCUAAUCCUAUUGUUUCAAACACAUGAUUUGGGUAAAUAGUCAAGUUCGUCCCUGAAUGUGUCCACCGACUUCAACUUCGUCCUUAAACUUUAAAAAUGACGCAUGUGAUCCCUGAAUGUGCCAAAUCUCCCUCAUCAGCAGUCCCUGACGUUAAAAAAUGUAACGGACGUUAAUGAGUUUUUUUUUUUUGAAUUUUCUUUCCUAGUUACGUGGAACUGGAACGUUGAGACAUCAAAUUAGUCCCUAGCAAACUAGUCGCUUUUCAAUCUUCAUAACCUUCAUCUUCAUCUUACAAAUAUUUUUCACUUGCA